AUGGCGUCUUCAACACAACGACGGGCAUCCGAUGACAUCAUUCCCGUCGUCGACUUCAGCGGCUUCCUUCACGGUACGAAGGAAGAACGGAGCGAAGUAGCGAGACAAAUCGAUGACGCUUUUCGCUCUGUGGGGUUUGUGUAUCUGAAGGGACAUGGCGUGGAAAGCAAAAUAAUAGAAGACGCAUUUGAAGUGUCCAAAGAGUUCUUUGACCUCCCCAUGGAGACGAAAAUGCUCGCUCCGCAUCCACCAGGCGGAACUCACCAUCGGGGUUAUUCCGCUCCGGGGGUGGAGAAAGUGAGUCAAGAUGUGUUUGGAAAAGGAGAGAUUGCCAAGUUGAGAGAGGUGGGUGAUCUGUCUCUUAUCCCAGACGCCAAAGAAUCCUACGACAUCGGCAACCCCACCGACUCAACCCAACCCAACAUCUGGCCCCCCACCCCACCCUUCCCACUCCCUACCUUCCGUCCCAAGACCCUCACCCUCUUCCACUCCCUCCAAGACCUAACCCACCAAGUCCUCAACGCACUCUCCCUCUCCCUCUCCCUCCAAGACCCCACCUACCUCUCCACAACCCACAAAUCCUCCCUCUUCCAACUCCGCCUCCUCCACUACCCUCCCAUCCCCAUCUCAGACCUCCAGUCAGGAACCAAGAAACGCAUAACCCCCCACUCCGACUUUGGCACCUUGACUCUCCUCCUCCAGGACUCCGCCGGCGGUCUCGAAAUCCAGGACCCAAAGGAUCCCACGAAAUGGCGUCCUGCGAUCCCGAUCCCAGGCACCAUUCUGGUGAAUAUUGGAGACCUCAUGGCUAGAUGGUCGAAUGAUAGGUGGAAGUCGACUAUUCAUCGCGUUGGGGUUCCGGAUUCUGCUGGGAAGACGGCGGAGAAAGAAGGGGUCCUUCCGGGUAGAUAUAGCAUUCCCUUUUUCGCGACUGCGGAUCCGGACACGGUGAUUGAGGCGUUGCCAGGAUGUUGGGAUGAGGAAAAGAAUCCAAAGAAGUAUGAAGCUGUAACGGCGUGGGAGUAUGUGCAGAUGAGAAUGGCCGCUCUGUAUGAGUAAAGGCUGCGAGGGUUAAAUGCAUAAAAACUGCAAAGAUGAGGGAGUAUUGGGUUUUGACAAUGAUUUCAGUGGUUGAUGAGACAGAAUAUAGAACACAAAGGAAACGUGUUAGCUCUACCGGGUCCCAUUCGACCAACUCGAGGGAAUAUGUACAUUCAUCUAACGCUCCACCCAUGCGUUUUCUAUUGAUCAUCAAGAACGUGCAGGUACUUCUUCUCCUCCCUCCUCUCUUUUUCCGUCAUGGGCGGCAAAUCAUAGUAGGCUUCGCUGCGAUAACCCUUGAGAUAUUGGUAUGUGAGAGUGUUCAGCUCGACGGGCUCGAUCUCCAGGUCCCUAAACGUCUUCGC
This is a messenger RNA of Westerdykella ornata, 1406 nucleotides long. Its product is annotated as thymine dioxygenase. The transcript has 3 exons. The record is from RefSeq and is a predicted model, not a curated record. Gene Ontology annotation, molecular function: dioxygenase activity. Bases 1 to 1059 code for a protein of 352 amino acids. Lineage: Eukaryota; Fungi; Ascomycota; Dothideomycetes; Pleosporales; Sporormiaceae.